GUUUGUGCUCGAUAAUCGUUUGUUUUCUUUCAUCAGCCAAGUGUCGAGGAAAGACACUUGAUAAAAUUACCAGUACACGUGCCGUUUUUCCCUCGCUAGAAUUAGCAUCUGUACCAGUACCGUCUUCGAUCGAUGCUGGACAAAUUCAUACAGCGAGCGCAAAUUUACCCAUUUUUUACCUUUUACAUCCUUUCCAUUCUGAUUUUGUUCUGUGGAUUGGUUGGUGUAUCGUGCGAUCGCGGCAGUGCGGGAAAAUGGUGCUGGACGUGAAUCUGUUCCGUGAGGAGAAAGACGGGAAGGUGCAGGCUAUCCGCGCCAGUGAAGGGAAACGUUUCCGUGAUGGAGCGCUGGUCGAUCAGGUCAUCCAUAGCGAUGUUGAGUGGCGUAAAGCCAGAUUUUGUGUGGACGAGUGGAACAAGUGGAAACGAUGUGUCAGCAAAGAAAUCGGUCAGCACAAGAAGUUUCAGGCCGGCUCCAGUGCGGAUUUUCAGGGCGAGAAAACCGCCGUUUUGUUAGACGGAGAUGUAACUAUUGCGCCAGCACAACUCCCGCCUCUGGAGUCCAUGUCCGCCGAUAUUCUAAAGGGUCUGCAAAUGGCUCAAUUAAAGCAGUUAGCCGGCUUGAUGGACCAGGAGAUAAAUCGGUACACUGAUCUGAUGACAACGCUGGAAGAACAACGGGAUAAGGCGCUCAGAGAAAUCGGCAACUUGGUGCACGACACCUGCAUCGUCAGCAACGACGAGGAAGAGAACGGCGUGGAGAGGGUCUUCGGGGACGUAGCAUCCCGGAAAAAAUGGUCGCAUAUUGAUCUCAUCGCCAUGAUCGGCGGUUGUGAUACCCGUCGGGGGGCGGCUGUCGCCGGUGGGCGGGGCUAUUAUUUGCUAGGUCCCGUUGUGUAUCUGGAACAAGCGCUCAUCCAGCUAUCCCUGCAGAUUCUGGAAGACAAAGGCUUCACGCCCAUGUACACGCCCUUCUUCAUGCGCAAGGACGUUAUGAAGGAAGUUGCGCAACUGUCGCAGUUCGACGAGGAACUGUACAAAGUGAUCGGACGCGGCAGCGAGGACGCGGCGGACAUUAGCACCGACGAGAAGUACCUGAUCGCCACCUCCGAGCAGCCCAUCGCCGCCUUCCACCGCGGGGAGUGGCUGCCGGCGGAGCAGCUGCCGUUGCGCUACGCCGGCGUGUCCACCUGCUUCCGCCAGGAGGUCGGCUCCAACGGUCGCGACACCACCGGCAUCUUCCGCGUGCACCAGUUCGAGAAGGUGGAGCAGUUCUGUAUUACCUCGCCGCAUGAUGAUGAAUCAUGGCGCAUGAUGGAGGAGAUGAUCGGCAAUGCGGAGUUGUUCUGCCGGACGCUGGGCAUUCCCUAUCGCGUUGUCAAUAUCGUUUCCGGAGCGCUGAAUAAUGCCGCCUCGAAAAAGUACGAUUUGGAAGCCUGGUUCCCCGGAAGCGGUGCCUUCCGGGAGCUAGUGUCCUGCUCCAACUGCACCGACUACCAGUCGCGCCGGUUAGGCAUCCGUUACGGACAGACCAAGAAACAACGCGAUAAGGUGGAGUUCGUGCACAUGCUGAACGCGACCAUGUGCGCGACGACCCGCGUGAUCUGUGCACUGCUAGAGAACGGGCAAACGGCGACCGGCAUCACGGUACCGGAAGCGCUGCGCCCGUUCAUGCCGACAAAGUACAAAGAGCAGAUUCCGUUUGUUAAGAACGCCAUUCUUGCGAUGGAUAAUGCCGUUAAAGGUCACAAGCAAUAAUUCGAUAAGUAACCAGAAGAGGGCGCUGGCUGCACUGUUUCUCCCGAGCUGCGCUGAAGUUGGGUUGUUGACAGCGAAAUACAACUGCUGACUGCUGAGUACUCUGUUUUUUCCAAUACAAAGAUGAUUAAACUGUAAAGACUUGAAAAGAACGAAGCCUUCAAGUGUUGUGUAUACAUGUGGCUGUAACUUUCCGGGAUGGUAGCAACAGAGGAAGACUGCACUAACCAACUUCUCGUACCAAAACAGUACUUAAUUUAGUGGCCACUUUUUUUCCGAAAAAAAGUUUUCCGGGUAGCGCCGCGCAAUGAACUACGAGUAUUUUACUGCAGUGCUAUACUUAAAUACUGAAUAUGUAACUGGCGCGUCGGAUUAACGCGGAUAG
Messenger RNA from Paramacrobiotus metropolitanus, 2142 nucleotides. Its product is annotated as probable serine--tRNA ligase, cytoplasmic. Gene Ontology annotation, cellular component: cytosol. The coding region runs from base 255 to 1757 and encodes 500 amino acids. Gene Ontology annotation, biological process: seryl-tRNA aminoacylation. The transcript is spliced from 10 exons. The record is from RefSeq and is a predicted model, not a curated record. NCBI's taxonomy places the organism in Eukaryota, Metazoa, Tardigrada, Eutardigrada, Parachela, Macrobiotidae. Gene Ontology annotation, molecular function: serine-tRNA ligase activity; tRNA binding; ATP binding.